Molecule: messenger RNA, 2705 nt
Organism: Diprion similis
Lineage: Eukaryota; Metazoa; Arthropoda; Insecta; Hymenoptera; Diprionidae
Gene: Fife
Product: regulating synaptic membrane exocytosis protein 1-like
Exons: 18
Coding region: 1-2691 (896 amino acids)
Biological process (GO): regulation of synaptic plasticity; calcium ion-regulated exocytosis of neurotransmitter; positive regulation of synaptic transmission
Cellular component (GO): cytoskeleton of presynaptic active zone; presynaptic membrane
Molecular function (GO): small GTPase binding; transmembrane transporter binding
Source: RefSeq, a predicted model, not a curated record
AUGCUAGUGAAUAAUAGGUCGAGAGUCAGGCCGGACGUUGAGAAUUCUUUUCCUUCGCGGAUAUUGAGCUGUGGCUCGAAAGUGAAUUCUGAGCUGACAGAAGACCUUGACGCAGAUGAGGAGGAGGAACGACGGCGUCGCUCUAAACGAAGCGGUGGGACCAUCCGGCGGAAAUCUCGCGUCGCGAGGCAAAGAUCUUACGAUGACGAGGUGAAGUCCGGGGGUGUUAGCGGCUCCAGUCAGCCCGUUCAUACCGAUCCGGGACUUAAUUUGCCUGUUCAACUGCCCAGGAGGGCCUCCGCCUAUGACGUCUACGCAACUCCGAGUGCCAGUGGACUCAACGCCAUGGCCAUCGCUGCGGCCCAACAAAGAGCAUCAAUGUUCGCCCAAGGUGCGCGGGACCAUGAAGAGAGAUCAGUGCCCUCACGACGACCAUCAUUUCGUGCGGUCAAGUCGGUUCUACCAUACGACAUGGAGGCGGAGGAAGAGAAAGUAAUAAACCUCGACGCGGCGCCGACGUCCGAAGUCACAGCGUGCCAAGCGCCGGCCCUCGUCCCUGACGAUGACCGACGCAGUCGACGAAGAGGCUCACAGCUACCAGAUAUAAACGCAAUAAGAUCUCUUCCGGUGGCGCCAGUAGUAACUAAAGGAUCCUCGACGAACGCAGCUCGCGCGACCGUCAACGAUAGAGAAUUACCACGUCAAGGAAGCCUAGCAGACGGUGAGGGGAUCAAGAUCGUUAUUCACGACGUUGACAGCGACCUCGUACCCCGAACAAAUUCGAAACGACGGGUGAUAUUGAAAAGAGAUCCUGUAAUGGACAAAGGUCACAGAGCACGUGGCUUUGGAAUGCGAGUAGUCGGGGGUAAGACUGGGAUCGACGGUCGAAUGUUCGCUUAUAUUGUGUGGACGGUACCCGGGGGACCAGCAGACAAGGCGGGACUUCAACAAGGAGACAAGGUUCUUGAAUGGGGUACAGUGUCUUUAAUCGACCGAAGUUUUGAGGAAGUUGCAGAAAUUAUGGAACGCACUGGUGACGUUGCCGAACUUGUUGUCGAACACGCAACCGAUAUAAUCGGCGAUUUGCUUGACGAUCCGGGAAUGGUACCAAGCCCUGGAAAGCCGUCGGGUAGCCUUGGUUUGCAAUUGGACACGGAAACGGACAAAACACCAUCGUCACCAACGCGCCGGAAAUUGCCAAAGACGCCGGAACAAAUUGCCAAAGAAAAACAAGUCACAGGGCGAGUUCAGAUCCAAGUCUGGUAUGAAGCCGAACGCAAAGAGCUUGUAGUCUCAGUGCUGGCUGGAGACGAAUUGUGUACUCGCGAGGACACUGGGUACGGAACUGCUCCUGAAGCAUAUGCAAAGCUCCGUCUAGUUCCGGCAUGUGGCGAUCAGAGCUCGCUGAAAACAGAUGUUGCUGAGCCUACUCAGAACCCAAUUUGGAAUGCAACCCUCAAUUUUUCUGGAGUACCCGGUGACGAUCUGAUGGAUCGAAGCAUCGAAGUUACUCUGUGGGACUACUGCCCUGAUCGAGAAAGUGUCUUCAUGGGGGAGUGCACGGUCGAGCUGCAAAAGGCUUUUCUUGAUGAUCGAGCGGUUUGGUACCGUCUGGAGGAUCCACGUGGCUUGCGUUUUGGUAAAUCGCCACACUGUUCACCGCGUGGUUCCUUGUCUACUGAAAUUGCUCAAAGACUGUUGAGAAGAACUGAUUUCCGAGAAAGGAGUAUCAGCGAUGACACGCAGAGUGAGAACGGAAGCCCUGAACCGUGUUUUCUUCAUCCUGAUCACGCCUGGCAAGCCAAUUCAAGAAGGGGAUCAAGCCAGUCUGAACAGCUCGAAGUCGAGCCUUACGAACUAAACAAAGACUACAGCAGAUCGCUUCCAGGUAGCCGGAGAAGCAGCUUCCAGAGUCAAGGAGGGACUGACAGUAAACGUGGUAGCACUGGUGAAGCUGACGUUCCAGCCGUCGUUUAUAAUCGGGACCGCCGACGCAGUUCAUGUGCUAGGGUAAUGCGAGAUCCAGAUGAGAUAUUGAGAUCUUUAAAAGCUGUUAAGGGCGAGCUGGGUCGAACCAUGAGUCUGUCAUCGGAAAAAAGGCGAGGCAGUCGGCAGGGUGAGCGCAAGGAGAGUGUCUUGGAUAUUCCUGAGAAACUGUUUGAUCGAAACAGCGAGUCUGAUGACGAAGAUAAAUGGAGUCAAUUGGCUAAGGACAACGGAGGCCUCGACGUAAAAUUGGGACCUGGACAAAUAGCUCCCCGCGGAUUCAAAUUGACCGGUGGUGUGCCGAACGGAGAAGUGAAACUGGGGUUGUUCAUGGGCAAGGAAACAUUGGAAGUCGAAGUGGUUUGUGCACGAGGAAUUUGUCCCGGCGAGCCCAUCGAGCCCGACACGUACGUGAAAACGUAUUUGCGGGACGGUGAGCGGUGGCUACAAAAACGUAAGACCAGAGUGGUGCGUCAUUCGCGGGAGCCGCAGUACUGUCAGACGUUGAAAUACGGUAGCUGUGACGCAAGGGACAAGAACCUCCUCGUUAUGCUGUGGGAGCGAAAUAUGGGCUUCGGGAGUAACCAAGGCCUCGGCGGUGCCGAAGUUAACUUGGGCCUGCUCACCCUGACCCGUUUAACCGUUGGAUGGUACCCUCUGUUCCCCAUCCAUACCUUAGGCACUCAAAAUGCAGACUCCCCAUGAUGGUUGAAAGAAGA